AACACAUGUGCUGCUCUCUCUUAAACACUGCAGGCUUCAGACUCAGCACCGUAGAGACAAAGACCAGGAAUGUUUCACUCGUUUUAACGAGCUAAACAGAAGUGCUGAUAGUGAUCUGUACGUAGAAGUUCUGCGUUAGAAUGACCUGUUCCUGGUUUUGCUGAAAGGAAAGACUCAGUGGUUUCGUCACUUGUCUUGCAGGGGUUCAAAGUGUGAGCGUUUUAGGACAGGACAUUGUGUAGUGCAGUGUGUGUGUGAGAGCGGUUGACGUAUCUCAUACUCACACACACAGAGGAAAAGGCUCUGAGCCUUGUGUGAUCGACAUGGUCUCAGUUCAGUUAUCGUGUUUUCUUCCAGUUUUUCUUCUAUUUUCUGCUGCAGCCACAGGUGCAGAGAAAGUUAUUACAGCGUCCAGAGGAGAGACUGUCCUUCUGCCGUGCCCAUCACUGUUUGAUUACAGAGACAGUGUUAGUGUUGAUUGGCAAAAGGAUGGAGAGUCAGGUUUCUGUAAAUAUCGUAUGAGUAAAAAUAAGACUAGUGACCCUGACUGUAAAUCCCGGUUCAAAGUAAAUACAGACCCAAUCGGUCUGAUUAUAACAGACGUUACAAGCAGUGAUGCUGGUGUUUAUAACUGUUCAAUGACCAGGGUGAUCCCCCCACCAGCAGUGGAUGACUUUUCUGUCCUGAUUCUUCAAGUUAAUGUUCCAGCAGGUCUUACUGUGCAGCAGGUGAACAUCAGUGACCAGAGCUGUGUGAAGCUGCUCUGUUCUCUGGAGGGUUUGAGUCCACAGCAGGUCAGCUUCACCUGGACCAGAGAAUCUGAGCAGCCUCUUCACCAGAACAACCCCAUCAACAUGAGCAGCACACUGACACUCUGCAAGCCUCACUGGGAAGACGGAGACACGUUCACCUGCCAGGCCAGCUACUCCAGCAACCACACACUCUACAGCAAGAACAUCACAAUCAAAAGCAGCAAGAAGGGGGGUACAGAGAUAUUCUGGCUGCUGAUUGGCUCAGCUAUUGGUGCAUGUGUGGGGCUGCUCUUCAUCAUCCUCCUCUGUGUGGUCAUCUGUAAAUGUAAGAAGAAAGAAGAUACUUCUGACUCAAUCGUCUUCAGCAAUAAAGUUUAUGAAAACCUAAAUUUCUUCACAUCCGGAUCUACUGCUCAGCCCUGCGCUGGAUCAAAUACCAGGACUAAUCCCAGGCCUGACCCACAGGGUGCAAGUCAGCCUCAGAGAGAAGAGUGCAUCUAUGAGAACUAAUUAUUAUUAUAAACUGCUAUUAUUCUAAAACUAGGGCUCCACUGUUUGUGUAUGUUUUGUUUAUGACUAGUCACUUUAUAUUCUUUCAACACACCAUGACACUAUCAGAGUUCCCUUAACUGUGCUGUGCCCCUGCGUGCUGUGCCAAAUUGUAGUUUGUUAAACUAUGCCCCAGUUGCCAUCUCUGAGAAGUGGUUUGGUUUUGUUACU
This is a messenger RNA of Colossoma macropomum (tambaqui), 1472 nucleotides long. RefSeq lists its product as uncharacterized. Bases 324 to 1262 code for a protein of 312 amino acids. Lineage: Eukaryota; Metazoa; Chordata; Actinopteri; Characiformes; Serrasalmidae. The transcript has 5 exons. The record is from RefSeq and is a predicted model, not a curated record. Gene Ontology annotation, biological process: cell surface receptor signaling pathway; negative regulation of T cell proliferation; immune response. Gene Ontology annotation, cellular component: external side of plasma membrane.